Messenger RNA from Adineta steineri, 1206 nucleotides. The record is from the annotation of a GenBank genome assembly. NCBI's taxonomy places the organism in Eukaryota, Metazoa, Rotifera, Eurotatoria, Adinetida, Adinetidae.
AUGAAUCGUUUUACUGAUAUUGAUGUAACAUCGAAAAGACUUCCAGCAGUUUAUGGUUAUCAAAAUCAACAACUUGUUCCAAUUGAAAAAGCUUUAGAACCUAUUGAAUCACAAAUUAAUGAUUUAAAAGGUUAUAUAAAAACAGCUAAAAAAUAUUGUCAUUUUCCAUCAGAAGACGGAUUAACACGUGAUGAAUCAGCUGCUGUUUAUAUUUAUACAAUGGAGUGUGAUGAAACAAGUUUAUAUCGUCUUCUUAAUAAAGCACUCAGAGAUGCAAAUAGACAAAAUAUUAAAGUAUGGUUUCCUUAUUUGAAAUUAUUCGAUACGGCUUUAGAUAAAUUACCAACUAUCAAAGGAAAUGUCUGGAGAGGUAUUCCUCUUUCUGUUGGAAACAGUUUUACUGGAAAUCAAGUUUUAACAUGGUGGACAGUUAAUUCUUGUUCGUCUUCAGUUAAUGUUAUUAAAGAUUUUCUUGGAAAUAAUGAAUCAACUCUUUUUUUAAUUGAAAUUAUUAAUGGAAAAAAAGUAUCUGGUUACACAGCGUAUGAAGGUGAAGAUGAAGUUAUUUUAAAAAUUGGAACACAAUUUCGUGUGAAAAGCAAUCCAUUAGAACAGUCGAAUAAGGCACAUAUUGUGCAUUUGAUUGAGACUGAUGAUAAUGAUGAUGAUGAAUUAGUAACAUCGCCUAUGAAGAAAUUAAGUGUCACGUCAAAUUCAGAAGCAUCCAUGUCACCCAACAGAGUUCCAACACAAGUUCCUGAUAAUGAUCAAGAACAUAAGCUCUGUCCUUUCGCGAAUAAAGGAACCUGCCGCUACAAAGAUAAUCAAUGUAGAUAUCGUCAUAAAAAGUGCCAAAAUUAUGAUUCAUGUUCACAGGACAAAUGUCCUCUCGCUCAUGCACCACGAAGCCCUAGUCAACCGUCAACAGGUAAUCGAAAAGAAUGCAAGAGUGGUAUUGAGUGUUUCAACUGUGACUGUAAAUUCCGUCAUCCAGAGGGAUGGAGUGCUUGUUAUGAUGGAGAACAAUGUAUCAAUUAUGACUGUAUCUCAAACCAUGCGUAUGGUCGCAAAAAAAAAUGUCGUGAUGGAAUGCAAUGCAAAAACAAACUCUGCAAAUUUCUUCAUCCGAACAACGAUACGGAACAAUCAGGUAUAAAAGAUGUAAAAUAUGAAGAUGGUAAACUCCAACUAUCGGAAAAUAGCUGA